Molecule: messenger RNA, 1188 nt
Organism: Oncorhynchus nerka (sockeye salmon)
Lineage: Eukaryota; Metazoa; Chordata; Actinopteri; Salmoniformes; Salmonidae
Product: eyes absent homolog 4
Exons: 7
Coding region: 6-725 (239 amino acids)
Biological process (GO): positive regulation of DNA repair; negative regulation of extrinsic apoptotic signaling pathway in absence of ligand; multicellular organism development
Cellular component (GO): nucleus
Molecular function (GO): protein tyrosine phosphatase activity
Source: RefSeq, a predicted model, not a curated record
CUCCCAUGGCGGUGACACUGGGACUGAGGAUGGAAGAGAUGAUCUUUAACCUGGCAGACACACACCUGUUCUUCAACGACUUAGAGGAGUGUGAUCAGGUCCAUAUUGAUGAUGUGUCGUCAGAUGACAACGGACAGGACCUGAGUACUUACAGUUUUGCAACUGAUGGCUUCCAUGCAGCGGCGACCAGCGCGAGUCUGUGCCUGGCGACAGGCGUCCGCGGAGGGGUGGACUGGAUGAGGAAACUAGCCUUCCGCUACAGAAGAGUCAAAGAGAUGUAUAGCACAUACAAAAACAAUGUGGGGGGCCUGUUGGGCCCUGCUAAGAGGGAUGCGUGGUUACAACUGAGAGCUGAAGUAGAGGCUUUAACAGACUCCUGGCUCACCAACGCACUCAAGUCCCUGUCAAUCAUCAGCUCCAGGAGUAACUGUGUAAAUGUGUUGGUAACAACAACCCAGCUGAUACCAGCAGUGGCUAAAGUUCUGUUGUAUAGUUUAGGAUCUGCCUUCCCUAUUGAGAACAUAUACAGUGCAACCAAAAUAGGCAAAGAGAGCUGUUUUGAGAGAAUAGUCUCCCGCUUCGGCAAUAACAUUACCUACGUUGUGGUUGGCGACGGGCGGGACGAGGAGCAUGCAGCCAGCCAGCACAACAUGCCAUUCUGGAGGAUAUCCAGUCACUCUGACCUGCUGGCGUUACACCAAGCACUGGAGUUUGAAUACCUGUAACUGUUACCGUAGCAACAGACUGUUACUGUAACUGUUACCGUAGUAACGGACUGUUACUGCAACUGUUACUAGAGCACGGAAUGUUACUGUAACUGUUACUAUAGCAACAGACUGUAAUUGUAGCAACGGACUGUUUCUGUAACUGUUCUGUAACUAUAGCAACAGACGGAACACACCAGUACUACUACUACUGCUACCACCUGUAAUGGUUACCAUGGCGAUGGCAACGGGAGACAGACUGUAGUCCCCUCCCCCCGGCCUUCUUGUUUUUGUAUAUCUAUUUAAGAAAACAACCACAGUACACUGCAACUUUUUGUUUUGUCUUCAUUUCUUUGUGUCUUUAAAAACAAUACAUCUGGAUUUGAGUACUCUGAACUGUCUUAAGACAACUAGGACUGAGAGAGGAGAGGAGAGGAGAGGAGAGGAGAGGAGAGGAGAGGAGAGGAGAGGAGAGGAGAGGAGA